Molecule: messenger RNA, 2673 nt
Organism: Chelmon rostratus (copperband butterflyfish)
Lineage: Eukaryota; Metazoa; Chordata; Actinopteri; Chaetodontiformes; Chaetodontidae
Exons: 17
Coding region: 1-2160 (719 amino acids)
Source: RefSeq, a predicted model, not a curated record
AUGCUCCGCCCCCUGCUCCUCCUGUCUGCUCUCAUUGGGCUGCUGCCUGGUGCUGAGCAGCAGUUUGUUGGUUCUGCAACGUUCAGCUUCUCCUCUUGUCCCAUCUCAUAUUAUGGAGAGCAGUACACAACGCUGUAUGUUUCUCUGAAAAUAAGCAGCCUUGGCUCACAAGCAGCUGUGAAACUAGAAACAGAAGACCCGGGUCCACAUGAGUUUGAAUUUGUGGCCAACGGUGAUUCUGUAGGUUCAGUGAAUUUGACAAACGCAAACCCGAUCUACAAAGACAUCAGCGCAUGCAGACAGUCAGGUGUUGUGUAUUACUAUGAUGAUGAGAUCAGUUCUCACCCAGACACCUGCUCCACUGAUUACUGUGAUCGUGUGGCAACGAUUCAGUCCAAAGACAGAUGCAGCCCCCUGCAGCGUUGUCAUGGCAACAACACCUGCAUGUUUGACCCCAUCUGCACUGUGACCGGCCCCGCUGUCAUUGACUUUAAUGACCAACUGAAGACUGUGAAGGAUCGGUGUGGGUACACCCUGCUGACAGGUUCAUCAAUCGAAAACCUCACCGUGGUGGCGAACUUCCAGGAACGUCGUCGUAGAGAUGUGAGCUUUUUGGACAGCGUGACACUGCGGCUGCAGGGGCAGGAUGAUGUUCACCUGGAACAAGGCGGGAUAGUUAAGGAGGGGAACACAACACUGACCAUCAACGGCUCGACUGAUCUGGGAAACAGUGUGUUGAUCGUUGUGGACCAAACUGGAGUCACAGUCUACUUGUGGCAAUCCGAGUCCCUUAUUUUGAUCUUCUUUGAUGGGAACACUGCACAGAUCAUCUACGCAGGACCUGCUGGACAAGAUCCAGACCUGGGGGGAUUGUGUGCCAACUCCACGUCUGUGAGUGAUGAGAGACUUCCUGAGGACAUUGGCAGCAGCUGUGAGGUGCAGUACAAUGACACUGCUGACAGUUCCAUCAACUGCACCAUGAUGACUGAACGCUGUAACCUCCUGUUGGAGGAGCCCUUCACCGCCUGUCACAACCACACCGACCCAGAGUCCUACAUAAACGCCUGCAUCGACACUUUGUGCAAAUACCCUGCGGUGGACGGUCUGAACUGUCAGUUCCAGGAGGCCUACGCCAGACACUGCAGCCUGCGCAGCAACGACAUACUGGACAGCUGGAGGUCAACGGCCGGCUGCUCCCCCCCUCAGCCCUUCUGUCAGGGAAGGAUCUGCAGCGAUCAUGAGUUCUGUGCUGAGACCAUCAGUGGUGGAAUCGGCUGCUUCUGUCGGGCCAUUUUUGCCUUCCCGUACAGAUCGAAUGACACUUUGGUUCACCCGACGGUCUGCGAGGAGAACUCAGCUUCAGUUACUGUGGUCGGGUGUCUCCUGGAGGAGAAAGGCAUCGACUAUACGAUGUUACACCUCAAUGACCCCACCUGCACGGGUCAGAGAGAUGAGCUGGACCACAUGGUGACCUUCAGCUACAACGGCAGCAACACCUGUGGGACGGAGGUCAUGGCCAACAACAGCCAACUGAUCUACAUGAACACCAUCACAGUCCUGAACAGCUCCUCUGACAACAUCACUCGCCAGGACCAAGUCUACAUCGACUUCUCCUGCGUCUUCACUCAGCCAGAUGUCAACACUGUGACCUUCAGAAUCAAAGACAGCUCUGUGAUUGAGAAGAUCACAUCUGGAACUUGGAAUUACACUCUGACCAUGAAGGCCUACACCGACGCCGGACGCACACAAGCUGUGGACUCCAACACUGAAGUCCAGCUGAACCAGCAGAUCUGGGUGCAGCUGGAGACUGACGGGCUGGAUGACGGUUUGGUCGCCCUGGUGACCGACUCCUGCUGGGCAGCCGACCAGGCUGAGAGUCUGAGAUACAACCUGAUUGUAGACGGCUGUGCGAACCCCGAUGAUCAGACGGUGAAUGUGGUGGGAAACGGAGAGGGAACGUCCAGCUACUUCUCCUUCAACAUGUUCCAGUUCUCUAGGAGCUCUUCUGAGGUCUCUGUGCACUGCAAAGUCAACCUGUGUGCCAACCUGAACCAGACCUGCAUCCCGGAUUGUAAUGGAGGUGAUCGGAAACGCAGAUCUGCUGGGUCCAGAUAUUCAGAUGAGGCUCCGGCCUUCAUCUCCAUGACCUGGACUAGUUAGGUUGUUUCCACGGUAACUCGGACUGACUGACUGGCUGUCGACCUUCACAUUGAUUCCUGAGUUUUACGUCGUCCUAAUCCAGAGCCUGAUUGUGUGAAUCCUUUUGUUUUCGAACGACGUGUCCUAGAGAUUAGCUCACUUAGCUCACAAGCCAUGCUAGCUCACACAGUAAUAAAGAGACACUUCUGCCCCUCUUCCAGCUGAGAUUGGGUUGAUUCAGUCCAGAUUCCCCUCAGAUGGUAGAAAUUAUUUCACUGAUUGGAUCCUUUAAAAGUGAGUCUACCAUCAGAGCAGAGCAUGUUAGCGUGACUCAUUUCUCAAUAACAAACCUGAGCUAAUCUUUGAUGGAGCGUCUCUGAGCAGAAUGUGUUGCUGUGCCUUCCUCACUGGUUUCCACACUGCAAACACAGCACCUUUUUAUUUCCUGAAAUAUGAAACACUAUAAAAACAUAAUCAAAAACUAUAUGGUGAAGGAAAGUGUGUGUUGGGAAGCUUGGGAUUAACAAUAUAUGU